This is a messenger RNA of Daphnia pulex (common water flea), 1871 nucleotides long. Its product is annotated as catalase-like. Gene Ontology annotation, biological process: hydrogen peroxide catabolic process; response to hydrogen peroxide. The transcript is spliced from 10 exons. Bases 176 to 1690 code for a protein of 504 amino acids. Gene Ontology annotation, cellular component: cytoplasm; mitochondrion; peroxisome. The record is from RefSeq and is a predicted model, not a curated record. NCBI's taxonomy places the organism in Eukaryota, Metazoa, Arthropoda, Branchiopoda, Diplostraca, Daphniidae. Gene Ontology annotation, molecular function: heme binding; catalase activity.
AAAUAGGCAAGUAGGCAACUCUGCAUCUGAUCGAGGCUUAUAAAUACCGCCUUACUGUGUCAGAUUCAGACUUAGUUGGGAAAAAAUAUAGCGGCAACAGGGCUUUCUACUGCGACCGAGACGUUUGAAUAUUCCGUGCUAUUCCCUAAAUUUAUUUUAUUCUUCUGAAGUUGAAAUGGCGGAACGUGAUAAUGCAACCAAUCAGCUUAAGGAUUUUGCACAGUCUGUGAAGAAUGAAGCUACUCCUACUGUGACCACAAGUGGGGGAGCUCCAAUUGGAUUCAAAACUGCCAGCCUUACUGCAGGACCUAGAGGUCCAAUGCUACUUCAAGAUCAUGUAUACAUUGAUGAGACAGCCCAUUUUGAUCGUGAAAGGAUUCCAGAACGUGUUGUUCAUGCUAAAGGCUCAGGCGCUUUUGGCUAUUUUGAAGUUACCCACGACAUUACCAAGUAUUGUAAAGCAGCUGUCUUUGGCCAAGUGGGUAAAAAGACUCCAGUUGCUGUUCGAUUUUCUACUGUUGGUGGAGAGAGUGGCUCAGCCGACACCGCUCGUGAUCCUCGAGGAUUUGCAGUCAAAUUUUACACCGAAGAAGGCAAUUGGGAUUUAGUCGGAAACAACACCCCCAUAUUUUUUAUUCGUGAUCCUAUUCUCUUUCCGAGCUUUAUUCAUACUCAGAAACGCAAUCCAGUAACCCAUUUGAAGGACCCUGAUAUGUUCUGGGAUUUCAUAUCUCUUCGACCGGAAACAACUCAUCAAGUUUGUUUUCUGUUUUCCGAUCGUGGAACUCCAGAUGGCUAUCGUUUCAUGAACGGUUACGGAUCGCAUACCUUUAAAUUAGUUAAUGCGGAAGGCAAGCCUAUCUACUGCAAAUUCCAUUUCAAGACCGACCAAGGGAUUCGUAAUUUAGAUGCUGGCAAAGCUCAUCAACUUACUGCCGAUGAUCCAGACUAUGCAACUCGUGAUCUGUAUAACGCCAUUUCCAAAGCAGAUUUUCCUUCCUGGUCCGUAAAAAUUCAAGUGAUGACCUUUGAAGAAGCAGAAAAGUUCAAAUGGAACCCCUUUGAUUUAACUAAAACCUGGCCACAGGCAGACUUUCCACUAAUUCCAGUUGGUCGUAUGGUCUUGGACCGCAACCCUAAAGAUUACUUUGCUGAAGUUGAACAAAUUGCCUUUAGUCCAGCUCAUUUGGUCCCGGGUAUUGAGCCAAGUCCAGAUAAAAUGCUUCAGGGACGUCUUUUCUCCUAUACCGAUACUCAUCGCCAUCGCCUUGGAACAAAUUACCUUCACUUGCCUGUCAACUGCCCUUACCGUUCCAAAACUUUAAAUUACCAACGAGAUGGUCCGAUGACUUUCAAUACGGACUAUGCAGGCUAUCCAAACUACUUUCCCAACAGCUUUUCCGGACCAUCCGAUGCGCCAGCAGCUCUGGAAUCAAAGUUUGAGGUUUCGGGUGAUGUAGCUCGCUACAACACUGCCGAUGAUGACAAUUUCUCUCAAGUCGGCAUUUACUGGACAAAGGUUCUUGAUGAUGGUGCUAAAGAGCGACUUGUUCAAAAUAUUGCAGGGCAUCUAAAGAGUGCACAGUCGUUUAUUCAAGAUCGUGCGGUAAAGAAUUUUACUCAAGCUCACGCAGACUUCGGACGACGACUACGUGCUGCUCUUGACAAGCACAUUUCUUCCAGUUUAUAAAAGCAAAAAUCGAUCUACAAGGUUUUGGUUUUUGGCUGAGCAAUUUUUCUUUCACGAAACUAGUAGCUAAAAAAAUCAUAUGGAAAGUAGCAUGGGUGUUUUUAUUAAUUACUCUUAAAUCCAGCCUGCAAUAAUAUGGGUUUCACUUUAUCUGGUUAUAAAUACAUGAUGUAUUGAUAAA